Molecule: messenger RNA, 5144 nt
Organism: Syngnathus typhle (broad-nosed pipefish)
Lineage: Eukaryota; Metazoa; Chordata; Actinopteri; Syngnathiformes; Syngnathidae
Gene: tex2l
Product: testis expressed 2, like
Exons: 14
Coding region: 427-3480 (1017 amino acids)
Cellular component (GO): endoplasmic reticulum
Molecular function (GO): lipid binding
Source: RefSeq, a predicted model, not a curated record
GGCGGCAGAUGAAGUGCGCCAAGAUGAAGUGCACAACUAGAAAAAAGCCGCGACAGCCAACCCGACUAAUGAAGACUGAUGGAGCAUCCCGUACGAGCACGUCGGAUGGGCGAGUUAGUUUGAGUGCGUCUGUUGGGGCUGCCCUACUCUAAAUCUGGAUUAUCAUGCCGAGCGGCCACGCUUUUCAUAAUCAGUUGGUGACUCUCUGCAGCGCAUGACACAUCUGGAUACGGGCAGUUUGGCUUAAGAGGAGGUGUGUGUGAGCCCACGAGAAAGAGACAGAGAGAGAGAGAUGGUGGUGGAGGAGAGUGCGCUCACGCAGACUCGGCAGAUCUUCCCGCACGCCAAUGGGAGAUGGACGAUGGGAGACCAUUUCGUUUUAUCCCGUGCUUAACACAAACAGACGGUGUGAUGUAGUCACCAAAAAUGGCAGCGAGCGGAAACAAUUUGGCGCGGGGAUGCGAGAAGGAUGCGAGAGGAGGUGGCAGAACCCCCCCGGACGCCCACAACCCAGAUGUCCCGAACCCGCUCGGGACAAAACGCCAUCUCCCUCGAGGGAUUGUUAUCCAGCUGACUGGAACGGAAGGAGAGUGGAGCAGCCUGGACGAGAGCGAGCUUAUCUUCUCGCUAGAUCACCACGAGGACUAUCCUCAUUCGAGUCCCAAGCAGAUCUCCAGCGAUGAGGACAGAAGAUCGCAAGCGUUCCACGUUCCACUUUCACCCUCGUCUCCCGGUUCUUUGGGUAACUGCCCCGCCGCUUUCCUCUCCCCGGGCCCGUCCUCACCAACGCAUCGGCCAUUGGCCAGUCUGGUGAAGUCACUUUCCACGGAGCUGGAGCUGAGAGAAGGCGCCACCCUCAGGCCCAAACCUCUCCUCAACCUGGUGAAGUCCAUCUCCACCGAGCUCUCCCGUUCGGAGCCGGAGGUGUCGCAGUCCAAAUCGGACUCGCGUCUCAAUCUCCACCUCUUGAAGCAGCUCACGCAACCCAAGAACCGAAGCGGCGGCGGCGAUUCUCGGACAGCGCCGCCAUCUCCCAGCGGAGAAGGUCUUAAAGGCGGUUUCUUCAAAAUGGAACUGGAGGACACCAAGAGGAAACUCUCAGAGGCGGUACAGGAACCGCUGAGCAAUAUGUUCAAUAAGAUCAGGAGAGAAGAUAGCACCGGCAGCCCCAAGCACACGUGUAAGACCACCCAGGUCAUUUCCAGAGGGUUGGGCCGAGAAGCUAGCGCAGACACAGGCGUCUUGGAAUCUCCAGUGAAAAGUGGCGGCAGGACGGAUGGGGAUGUUUUCGACUGGUCUUCCGUUCGACAUCCUGGGAGAAGCCCACGCAGCGCCUGUCCCGUCCAUCACCAUCUUAGCGACGAAGAGCAAGGAUUUUAUUCCGAUGGAGACCCAAUGUGGGUUUCUCCCAUCGUUCCUCCCCAGCGAGCCCCAAAACCAGCACAGCUUGCAUCUUCACUCCACGCAAGCAAUCCUCCACCCUUCAUGAGUUUAUUCUGUGUGGCAAUACUAUCCUACGGUUAUUUUACCUUUCCUCUAAAUCCAUAUUUCUCCGGUCUGGCUCUUGGUCUGGCAAUGGGUUUCUUGCUGGGACUCGUGCUGAUUCGAAUGGGCUCUUCCGGGUCUUUCUGUUCAGCUACCCCGAGCAGACCGCUUCUAAACGCUUGCUCCACUGAGCCAGACAUCAUGAAGGGUUGGAUGAAUGAGAUUCAAGAUUACGACCCGGAGACGUAUCAUUCGGCGCUGACCCACUCCGUGUUUGCCACGCUGGAGGGAUCCCGUCUACGACUCGACACCCCCCAGUCAAACAUCAGCCGCAGGGCCACGUACGACGAGAAACUCAACGAGCCCACUUUCGUAAAGUCACGCGGCUACCGGCUGGAACAGAGCAAAGUAUUCUUGCUGCCAUCUGUGUUGGCUCGUAAGCGACUAUGGAACCCCAAAUAUCCAAUCUGCAUCCAGCUGGCCAGUGGAGGAAACUCCCAAGAGGAAUCUGGACGAAGGUCGGAGGACAGUCAGGAAGUAGAACAGCCGAGAACUACGCCCACGAGUUCAUGCCAACAUUUUUCGGAGCCACCCAAAACUCUUUACCUCUUUGGCCGCACCGGGAGAGAAAAGGAAGAGUGGUUUCGUCAUUUCCUGCUCGCAUCCACCGACAAGGAAGGGGGCGGGUUGAGGUCCGCCGGACGUGUGCCUCGAUCGGGUGACCCAGUACUGUCGCAGGCUAUCAGCCAUAUCCCGAGCAGCUCCAGCAAAGUGGGCAGCAGUGAGGACGACACCUCCUCCACGCCCGCAGUUCCUCCCAGUCAGACUUCCUCCGGCAGCAGAACCACCAGGGGCCUUUCACUGCUUGACUACCCCGCCUACAUGUCUGGGGUUCUGUCGGUAGAAGACUCGCCCCCUCUCGGCAGCCCCGGAGUCGGCAGCGCAGAGACCAGCCCCAAAGGAAACUGUACCUGCGAUCUCAUGGAUCGCUCUGGGAUGAACUCGGCCCUGUGGGUGAACGCUCUGAUUGGUCGAAUCUUUUGGGACUUCCUGUGGGAGAAGCACUGGGCUGAUGUGGUUUCACACAAAAUCCAGAAGAAGCUCAGCAAAAUCAGAUUGCCUUAUUUUAUGAAUGAACUGAAGCUGACUGAGCUGGAUAUGGGCUCUUCUAUCCCCAAAAUCAUAUCUACCUCCCGACCAGAGAUAAAUCACAGAGGCUUGUGGCUGGAGCUGCAGCUGGCCUACAACGGCACCCUGCAGAUGACCCUACAGACCAAAUUCAACUUGUCCAAAUUGGGUAAAGAGGGCGGCCAGGACACAGACUGGUUGACUGAAACUGGAAAUGCACGCUGCAAACCAAUUCUAAGUGUGCUGGCAGACAGUGAUGAGGAGUCCUCCAGCGCUGGCUCGUCUGAUGAUGAAGAGUUUCUCCUGGCUGAGCCACAAGGCCCCGCUGGGGAAAAGGUCCCUUCGUCUGCAACCGAUGGGACAGGAGGCGGAAGGACGGGAAAGAAGAUUUUGAGAUUUGUGGACAAAAUCGCCAAAUCCAAAUAUUUCCAGAAGGCAGCAGAGAAUGAGUUCAUCAAGAAGAAGUUUGAAGAGAUGUCAAACACGCCUCUGCUGCUCACAGUGGAGGUUCAAGAGCUGUCAGGGUCUCUGGUUGUCAACAUUCCACCGCCCCCUACUGACAGGAUAUGGUAUAGCUUCUGCAUACCACCCAAGCUGGAUUUACGGGUCCGACCCAAACUCGGCGAAAGAGAGGUGACGUUAUUUCAUGUGACCGAAUGGAUUGAAAAGAAACUGCAGGAUGAAUUCCAGAAAGUGUUUGUCCUGCCAAAUAUGGAUGACAUCUACUUACCCAUGACGCACGCCGGCGUUGACAAACCCGGCGCAUCUUCUCAUUUCUGCCAGUCCCAAAGCUCCACUGAGUCCUUAGAGCCUAAUCCACCCGAGGCGACUUUAAACGAGUCGGACCUGAGGGCGGCUCCGGUGUAAAACAUUCGCUAUUCUCCAAAUUGAAGAGACUUCAAUCCCUCCGUCAGAACCAGGAGGUUCUUCGAAGAUGGAUGCACUCUAUUGUUAGUGUUCACAUGGCAAGUCAGAUUUGUUAUUAUUAUUUGAGUUAUUAAUAUUAUGAGGAACAAUUUGAAUUGGGUCACCAACACGCUGCAUGGAUGAAGAAUUGUUGCGGUUGAUUUUUUGUCUUUUUGCCUUUUUAAGUCAAUGUUGCUAAUCAUUCAUAUCAGUGUGUUUACAGAUACAUUUGAGGAAUGUCUGACUAUUAAUACUCAGGGCCCAUCAAGUAACAGUUUGGAAAAAGUUGGUGAGUGCUGAUCUUCUGGACAGUAAAAAAAAAUGGUGAAUGAUGCUUUGGACAAAUGUUUACAUUCCUAUGAGAUUAUUUUCCGCUUUGAUAUUGGCCGGUGGUGAUUAUUAAACAAAAAACAAAGAAAAAAAAAAAAGAAAAAAAAUGACAAGAAAAAGAAAGAAAAGACACAAACUUGACUUCAUUCUUUUAUUGAAUUUGAUUUAUCAAUUUUGCUAAAAAGCCUCGGUGAGUAUCCGUUUUCUCUUUCACUCUUGUUCUGAGUCUCGCUUGGCUUUGGCCAACAACCAGACCAGGGGUAGCAGGCUCACCCUGUUCUUCUUACCACAGGGUUCAUUCAAUGACUUGAAUACUAAUCAUAAUUACAUACUGUCGCUGGCCAAUGAAAAGGAAGCAUCCCGAGAAUUGUAUUUUUCUUUUUGUUUUUAUUUUUAAUUCGUUUCAGACGCUUGCUUUUCAAUGAACAGCAUGUAAUUAGUUUGAGUCACUUUUGAGUCAGUCACCUGUCAUGCUCUAUGAAUGAUGAUGACGAUCCAACAUAACUCUACUAUGCUGCAAAAAAAAAAAAAAUAUAUAUAUAUUAUUGUGUGGCUAAAACAGUCAUUUAAGUUUGAACUUUAAAAUCUAAAUAAUAUAAUAUCAACUUUUUUUGGAAGCCCAACGGUCGCUGCCAAUGUUGUAGCUGGGCGCUAACCAAACAACUUGAAUUACAUUAACUUUUAACAUUUGACUGUAAAUUAGUUCCACAAAACAACAACAAAAAUGACCUUGAGAUCAGUAAGUGUUUACCUUGCUGUUGCGAAACCUUUCACUGUGAAUAGUGGCAAUUAAUUCAAGUCAACUGAACAACUAAUAAUUAGUGCACUCAUUAAGCACACAAAAUUAAAUGCCCGUACGGGAAAAACAAAUUGCCGUGUGGUUGAGCCACGGCACCUUAAGUCGCUUCAAUAAAACUACGCAUGACCGUGUCACCAAGUUAUUGAUAGCACCUAUGCUUGUUCGGUUAUUAUCUUUAUUACCUUAGUUUUUAUUUCUCCAUCUAAACACAUGAAACCUUAUCUCUGAAGUCAUCCGUCAAGAAUGUUGGGUAGUCUGUUCACAUUACCGUGCACGCAUUCUCAAGGACUAAUGUAUAACAAAAAAAAAAAAAAAGACCCUUCUUCCAGUCAGUCUCAUGUUUUUGGUCAACCAUUCACUGGUUAUUUCCUUGUCUUUUGUCAGCAAAUUCAAUCCGUGCUUUCCCGGCUGACGAUAUCUCCCUCCCAAUGCUAACAGAAAUGUGACUAAUGACCUAUUGUGUGCGCAAAACGUGAAUUAAAGUAUUGCGUUUCUU